Messenger RNA from Toxotes jaculatrix (banded archerfish), 2517 nucleotides. It is a transcript of the gene gatm, whose product is annotated as glycine amidinotransferase (L-arginine:glycine amidinotransferase). Gene Ontology annotation, cellular component: mitochondrion. Lineage: Eukaryota; Metazoa; Chordata; Actinopteri; Toxotidae. The transcript has 9 exons. Bases 78 to 1349 code for a protein of 423 amino acids. The record is from RefSeq and is a predicted model, not a curated record. Gene Ontology annotation, molecular function: amidinotransferase activity.
UCAUUCAUGAGCAAACUGAGAGGUGGAUCCUGCGCUGCCGUGUGAUUUCACUGACACACUCACUAUUACAUUGGACAAUGCUGCGAGUAAGAUGUCUGAGAGGAGGUAGCAGGGGGGCCGAGGCUGCCCAUCUGAUCGGAGCCAUGCUUGGUCGUGCGGUGACUGGAUGGGUGCAGAGGGCGUUCCAGAGCACUUCAAGUGCAGCUGCUGCACAGCCGCACCAUGCAGUUGAAGAGGAACACGUUACUGAGCCUGUGCAGCAGGAAUGUCCUGUAUGCAGCUACAAUGAAUGGGACCCUCUCGAGGAGGUGAUUGUGGGCCGUGCCGAGAACGCCCAUGUGCCUCCCUUCACUGUGGAAGUGAAAGCUAACACAUAUGAGAAGUAUUGGCCCUUCUAUCAGAAGUAUGGGGGCCAGUCUUUUCCUGCGGACCACUUGAAAAAAGCUGUUGCUGAGAUUGAAGAAAUGUGCAAUAUCCUGCGUCACGAGGGCGUCAUUGUGAGGAGGCCAGAACCCAUUGACUGGUCCCUGGAGUACAAAACUCCAGAUUUCACAUCAUCAGGCAUGUAUGCUGCCAUGCCCAGAGACAUCCUUAUAGUUGUGGGAAAUGAGAUUAUUGAGGCACCUAUGGCCUGGAGAGCUCGUUUCUUUGAGUACCGGGCCUACAGGCCUUUGAUCAAAGAGUACUUCAGUAAAGGUGCUAAAUGGACCACUGCUCCCAAACCCACUAUGGCUGAUGAGCUGUAUGAUCAGGACUACCCCAUCCGCACAGUGGAGGACAGACACAAGCUGGCUGCCCAGGGGAAGUUUGUGACCACGGAGCAUGAGCCCUGCUUCGAUGCUGCUGAUUUUAUUCGAGCUGGGAGGGAUCUUUUUGUCCAGAGGAGUCAGGUUACAAAUUACAUGGGAAUUGAAUGGAUGCGUCGUCAUCUUGCCCCAGACUACAAGAUCCACAUAAUCUCAUUUAAGGAUCCUAACCCAAUGCACAUUGAUGCCACCUUCAACAUCAUCGGGCCAGGACUGGUGCUGUCAAACCCAGAUCGGCCUUGUCGCCAGAUUGACAUGUUCAAGAAGGCCGGUUGGACUAUUGUGAAACCUCCAACACCUCUGAUUCCUGAUGACCACCCACUGUGGAUGUCCUCCAAAUGGCUGUCUAUGAACGUCCUGAUGUUAGAUGAAAAGCGCGUUAUGGUUGACGCCAAUGAAUCCACCAUUCAAAAAAUGUUUGAGAACCUCGGUAUCAAGACCAUAAAGGUGAACAUUCGCCAUGCCAACUCCCUGGGUGGUGGCUUCCACUGCUGGACAACUGACGUCCGCCGCCGUGGUACCCUGCAGUCCUACUUCCACUAGCCUUGCCAGAAAUAGGCAGUUUUUAUUGAGCUUUGAAGAUUAAAGCCUCAGUCCGGAUUUUCAUUUCCACUGUAACUGACAAAUUUGUUGCCAAUCAUGUGUAUACACAGGUUAAUGAAGGGAGGAGCUUUGUGACACAAAAUCUACUGUUUCCAAAUUUCAAACCCCAUCUUAAAAAGUAUGCACAUUUGAAAUUUCUGUGUUCGGGUGUCAUCUGCUGCAAUUCAAAGUCAAACCAAUGGACAGUGUAAUCUUCAAACCUGUAUGAAACUAGUAAUUGAGAAAGCUUAUAGUGUUUCAGGUGGCACCAAAGACGUUUUCUGGAUUGGGUCUUAAUGUCCUAAAUGAACAUGUAUGAAUAGUUUUGAUUUGACAUUGCUGUGCAUCUCAGUGCCUUUGCAAAACAGCUUUGUUGAGAUAUAUGUAUAUAUGCUCAAUAGUAACAAAUGAACAUCACUUUACUUCAGUCAGUAAUCUCAAUAUUAACUGCAUUUCUGGCCUGGCUAUUGUGAAGCUGAACACCUGAAAAGUCACAACUCUGAGGACAAGGUACAAUUUGGUAUGUGAAUGUCAUCAAACUACAGGGCACAGGAGGAGAGAAGCUACCUCCUCAUGGAAACUUGGACACCAUAAUUCUAUCUUUUUCCAAAGUAUUUUUAUAUUUAAAGAAAUGUAUAAAAGUUGUUACGUAGGUCAUUAAUUAUUAAUAUUAUUAAUCAUUUUAUUAUUAAUAAUUUCUUAUGGCUAGUAUAUUAUUUUGUAAAGAUUUUAACUGAUUGAACAGACAAAGUUCUAUUUAUAUUUUUCAUACUCUUUAUUGGAUUUCCCGACAAUUAGUGUUUUUAUAUAUUAAAAAGUAUGCUGUCCAUAUCAGAUAUUGUAUACCUUUUGCCUCUGCUGUUUUCUUCUAUUGCAAAUCUGGGCCAGUUAUAUGCUACUAGUCAUUGUCACUGAACUGCUUGGCUGCUUUUGUGUGCAAAGCAAAAAUGCCUUAAAAAAAAAAAAAGAAAGACAUUUUGUUGUGAAGACUGAUGUUUUAUGAUUCCUUUGCUGCAUAUACAGUUGGAUAUAGAUGUUUACCUCUUGAAGUCUGCCUUGAUAUUUAUUUUGAAACAAUGAAUUCAAGGGAAGUUAUGGCUCAGCAGAGGAAUGCAAGUGAAGUUUUGUA